Bufo gargarizans (Asiatic toad) is the source of this 1216-nucleotide messenger RNA. RefSeq names its product transmembrane protein 53 (gene TMEM53). The transcript is spliced from 3 exons. Bases 40 to 882 code for a protein of 280 amino acids. The record is from RefSeq and is a predicted model, not a curated record. Lineage: Eukaryota; Metazoa; Chordata; Amphibia; Anura; Bufonidae.
UCACUGGACCCGGGGGCAGGAGAGCGGACGCUGCGCAGUAUGGGGGACUCGGACAUGGACUACAGCCUCGUGCUGCCGGAGCCGCAGGGUUGUCGGUGGGACCAGCAAAGAGAGCCGGUAGUGAUUCUCCUGGGCUGGGCCGGAUGCAAAGACAAGCACCUGGCAAAGUACAGCGCCAUCUACCAGGGCGAGGGCUGUGUCGUGAUCCGUUUCACUGCCGCCUGGCGCACGGUCUUCUUUGCGGAAUCCUUCGGCCUCCGCUCGCUCCGGGAUCAGGCGAAGAAACUGCUGGAGCUUCUGUUUGAUUACGAGAUUGAUGAGAAUCCGAUCGUGUUCCACGUGUUUAGUAAUGGCGGCUUCAUGCUAUACCGCUACAUGGUGGAGCUGCUGCGCUCCCACCGCCAGCUCAGCAGGCUCCAUGUGGUCGGCACCAUAUUUGACAGCGCUCCUGGAAACCGCAAUGUGCUUGGGUCGGUGCGUGCGCUGAAUACAGUCCUCGCCCCCGGCACCAGUCGCCCGCUGCGCUACCUGGCGCUGCUGCUGUUCACCGUCAUGGUGUUCGUCCUGAGAAUCCUGCUGUAUCCCGCCACGCGCUUCCUGCACGAGAAUCACUACGAUGCCAUGAAGAGCGAUCCUUCCCUCUGGCCACAUCUCUACCUCUACUCCCGCAGCGACAGAAUCAUCGCACGCAGCGACAUCGAGAAUAUGGUGGCUAUCAGGCGGCGCCGGCGACUCACCACACAGUCCGUAGACUUCGAGACGUCGGAGCACGUCAGCCAUUAUCGCAGGUAUCCGGAGAGGUACGCCGCCAUCUGCCGCUCAUUCCUCAUAGACUGCGCCAGCAAAGCGUCCGCGUUCAGCAGCGAGAUCCCCUCUUUCUAGGCGAUGAGCCUGAAACCACGGCCGUUAUAAUGGUGAAAGUGCCUUCUGUCGUCAGCCUCAAGCUGCAAAACUUCCAUUGUGUAGCGCUAGAAACUUUCAUCUUGAAGCUUGAAAAUCGGAAACAAAAACUAUCCUGGAAUCCAGCGCCCUGCGCCAAAUCCUGAUUUAUCUCUAGAACAUUGAGAGCUGACAGAUGUCCAAAUCUCGUUAUAAAACCUUUCUACCUGCAGCCACCACUAGAGGGAGCUCACUACAUACAGAUUAUAUACAGCCACCACUAGAGGGAGCUCGCUACAUACAGAUUAUACAGCCACCACUAGAGGGAGCUCACUGC